GUCCAUCACACUCUUCCUUCCCCCGCGCUGUGUGUGUGUGAGUGUGCCUCUCUCUCCCCCACCACUCAAUUAUCUCUUUCUCUCUCACAGUCACAGCGAGAAGACAAUGCCUUCUUCUGGAGAUCCCUCGACAACAAUCAGACACCAACCCAUGAACCUCCCACCAUUUCCCACCGCCGACGAGCCUCUAAUCCCCAAACCUAGCCGCAUCUGUAAAUCCGCCAUGUCUACCUUCUUCCUCUUACCUUCAUCAUCCAACGAACCCAACAACAGAAGAAAGGGGAAGAAACAGACGACGUCGUCCUUUCGCAGCCUCGGCUGCACCUCCUCCGCCUCUCAGCAGGUUUCCGUCCCCGCCGUGAUCCGCUCCUCCGCGAAUUGGGACCCGAGUAACGCCAAAAGCAAGAAGAAGAACAAGGGUUGUAGCUACAGUGGCGGUGGCUCGGUUAAGAUCUUGAGCGAGGCAGAACGAAGCGGUUGCGGUCCGGUUCCUGAUGUUUGGUGCGGACCCGGUGUCGGGUUUUCCACCGAUGCGGUGGUCUCCGGCACCGUCGAAGCGGAGCCUCCGAGAAGGAAUAUUCCGGCGAGACGCAAAAUCGAUGGAGAGGGCUCUUCUGUUCCUCCCCGGCGAUCUCAUAAUCAAGAAACUAGUCUUUACUUUGACUCUGAUUUGACAUCGAGGGAUGAACAGAUGCAGACGCUUUUCUCUGAUAGAUACCAUCGUCAUCUACGACAACCUUACCCUAAUGGACUCGACGAGAUGAUGAUGAUACAUAAUGGUUUUGUAAUGGGAGAGAUGUUAGGCUCUCACGAUCACUUCCGUGACUUGAGGCUCAACGUCGAUGGCAUGUCUUACGAGCAACUUUUGGAGCUUGGUGAUAGAAUUGGGUAUGUGGACACUGGACUUAAUGAAAAACAGAUCAAAACCUGUCUCUGGAGAGUCAAACCAUCUCACAAAGCUACACCACUUGAAGAUAGAAAGUGCAGCAUUUGUCAAGAAGAGUAUGAGGGUAAAGACGAGGUAGGGAAGUUACGAUGUGGGCACAGGUACCAUAUCCACUGUGCGAAACAAUGGCUGUUAAGGAAGAACUCUUGUCCCGUCUGUAAAACUAUGCCAUUUGUUUAAAAAGUCUUAGAUAGAUAGAUAUAUCUCCUCUCCUUUGACAAUGAUUUGCUAUUUUAUGUCUGAAAACAAAACUGGUUGAUGAAAGAUUUGUAAGGAACAGCAAAUGUUAUUACUUACCUAUGGAAGAAGUCACAGAGAGACAUUGUGAACCCCA
Molecule: messenger RNA, 1280 nt
Organism: Brassica rapa (field mustard)
Lineage: Eukaryota; Viridiplantae; Streptophyta; Magnoliopsida; Brassicales; Brassicaceae
Product: E3 ubiquitin-protein ligase MBR2
Molecular function (GO): ubiquitin protein ligase activity
Source: RefSeq, a predicted model, not a curated record